Messenger RNA from Pistacia vera, 2310 nucleotides. Its product is annotated as histone-lysine N-methyltransferase, H3 lysine-9 specific SUVH4. The record is from RefSeq and is a predicted model, not a curated record. Lineage: Eukaryota; Viridiplantae; Streptophyta; Magnoliopsida; Sapindales; Anacardiaceae. Gene Ontology annotation, cellular component: nucleus. The coding region runs from base 62 to 2062 and encodes 666 amino acids. The transcript is spliced from 15 exons. Gene Ontology annotation, molecular function: protein binding; histone methyltransferase activity; zinc ion binding.
UUCACUUUUCACGCUCUUUGCUCGAACCCUAGGUAAAUCGAUCCAAGUUUCUGAAGCGAAAAUGGUGGUUCAAUCUUUGGAAAGCGGACAAGCUGAGCGGAGAAUGAGCGCGAGGAUUCAGGAGAAACAGAGGGUGGAGAAGUUGCGUUUGGUGAAACGGAGAGUGGAGCUUCUUGGUGAUACAGAAGGGGGAAGUGACGGUAAGAAGAAGCAAAACAAUAUUUCCAGCAGAAAAAGGAGGAAAGAAGAAGAUUCCGAAAAUGCGGAGGGGGGAGACAAGGUUCCAGUUCAAACAACGAAGUGUGAAAAUGAGUCUAUGAACGGUAAUGCUGUAAAUCUGGCUGAUAAAGGUGAUCAUUCUAUAAACUUGGCUGAAAAAAGUGACCAUGCUAAAGUGAAAGAGACUUUGAGGUUGUUUAACAAACAUUAUCUUCAUUUUGUUCAGUUGGAAGAAGCAAGAUGCAGAAAAGAAGAAGUAGAUAAGAAAGCUUCCAAAAAGUCAAAAUCCAAGAAAGGCAAUGUACCUGAAGAAAAUACUAAACACAAGGCCAAGCGACCUGAUCUGAAGGCAAUAUCCAAGAUGAUGGAGGAAAAUGAGAUACUGUACCCUGAGAAACGAAUUGGUGACAUUCCUGGUAUUAAUGUUGGGCAUCAGUUUUAUUCACGGUCUGAAAUGGUUGCAGUUGGUUUUCACAGCCAUUGGUUGAAUGGAAUUGAUUAUAUGGGGAUGUCCUAUGGAAGGGUGUAUAAGCAAUAUCAAUUCCCGCUAGCUGUAGCCAUAGUUUUGUCUGGCAUGUACGAAGAUGACUUGGAUAAUGCGGAGGAUGUUAUAUACACUGGUCAAGGUGGACAUGACUUGACUGGCAAUAAACGUCAAAUUCAGGACCAAGUCUUGGAACGUGGUAACCUUGCACUUAAGAACUGUGUGGAGCAAAAUGUGCCUGUCAGAGUAAUUCGUGGUCUGAAAUCUUCUACUAGUUAUACUGGAAAAGUUUACACAUAUGAUGGUUUGUACAAGGUUGUUCAAUAUUGGGCAGAAAAAGGCAUUUCUGGCUUUACCGUCUUCAAGUAUCGCCUAAGGCGGCUUGAAGGACAACCUAUACUGACAACUAACCAGGUUCAUUUUACCCACGGACGUGUUCCCCAAUCUAUGUCAGAAAUACGAGGGUUGGUCUGCGAGGACAUUACAGGGGGCCAAGAGAAUUUUCCCAUUCCAGCUACGAAUUUGGUUGAUGAUCCUCCUGUUGCGCCAACAGGUUUUACUUAUUGCAAGACUUUACAAGUUGCAAAAAAUGUAAAGCUCCCUGCUAGUGUCAUCGGAUGCAAUUGCAAAGGAAGUUGUGAGAAUUCCAGGAUUUGUUCUUGCGCAAAGCUUAAUGGUUCUGACUUUCCAUAUGUGCGCCGUGAUGGUGGCAGAUUGAUUGAAGCAAAGGAUGUUGUGUUUGAAUGUGGUCCAAAUUGUGGGUGUGGACUUGAUUGCAUCAACCGGACAUCUCAGAAGGGGCUGAUGUAUCGGCUCGAGGUUUUUCGUACCCCAAAGAAAGGAUGGGCUGUUAGAUCCUGGGACUUUAUACCUGCUGGGGCGCCGAUUUGUGAGUACACAGGAGUACUCAUGAGGACAGAAGAUGUGGAUAAUGACUCUGAGAGUGAUAAUAAUUAUAUUUUUGACAUUGAUUGUUUGCAAACAAUAAGGGGGCUUGGUGGAAGGGAGAGGCGACUAGGAGAUGUAUCCAUACCAACAGUGCAUAAUUCGGAUAGACCUGAUGAUCAGAGAUCUGAAAGUGUUCCAGAGUUCUGUAUUGAUGCAGGUUCCAUGGGAAACAUUGCCAGGUUUAUUAAUCACAGUUGUGAACCUAAUCUCUUUGUCCAGUGUAUUUUGAGCUCGCAUCAUGAUGUUAAACUUGCUCGGAUAGUGCUAUUUGCAGCAGAUAACAUACCUCCUUUGCAGGAGCUUUCCUAUGAUUAUGCUUAUACACUAGAUAGUGUGUGUGGUCCUGAUGGGAAGGUGAAGAAGAUGCUAUGCUACUGUGGCGCAGCUGACUGUAGGAGUCGGUUAUUCUAGGUUUACCUGUUUCUCCUGCUUCCUUUAGCUGAAAAAGUUACCAAUAUUGUGUAUCAACGAGGUAAUCACUUGGUUUUCUGGUGGUGGUCUUUUUUCUUUUUCUUUUUUGUUUUUGGGGGGAAUAAUUCAACAAUUAUGUCCUUGAAAAUUUUGAUGCGACCAUUGUAGGCUCGAUAGUGUUGCAGUAUAGUGUUUUUUUCUGGUUGACAUUAUUCACUGAUAUUUGUUAUAGCUCAAGAGAAAUGAGA